AAUAGGGUACCGGUAUCCUACUGAAAAUACAGUAAUAGGAUAAACGGAAAAACCUUUUACAGCUAGGCUAUAUGCUGAUAUGUACCGUAACGGUGUAAUUUUCACUCUCCAUCUGACAGUCUGAUAUGCCUAUAAAGUGCUCAAAAAUCUUCUAAUAUAUGACUGUAUGAACUGUUGUGCCAUCAUAACUUGAGUUAUGGCGACUAAUGAAGAAAAACCCAGUGAAAAUCCAUUGGCCCCUGAAGAAAAUGAGGAAGCUGCAAGCAUGUCUACAUGGUUUUCUGGAUGGUACGAUACUGCAAAGAAAAAGCUGGCAGAAACUAAUGAAUUCAUGAAGCAUGAUUUGCAAGAAUUUUCACAAGCAGUUCAGACUGAUGCAUCUAGAAUUGUUGCAGCAACAGCGACAACAAUGAAAGAAAAGUUGAAUAUUAAUGUUGACUUGGAAGAGGCCUCUGCAGCAACUCGUGUGGUGAAAGAUUCUUUGUCUAACUUUCUUGGAAACAUUGCAAACAAAGUUGGUCCUAUUCGUCCUGAUGAUGAUGAAAAUUUAGGAGAGUCUGCAAUUAUUGGAACUGGUUCUGGAACUAAAGUACUAUCUCCUUCAGAGGCACGAAUAUAUGCUAUUCGUACAGACCCUGCGACAUUCUGCAAUGAGCCAGACAAUGAAAAUGAGUAUCAUUCCUGGUCUCCUAACUUUAACCUUGAAGACAAAAAGACUGAAAUAUCAUCUUUGAUGCUGGAUUGUUCACAGAUACGAUCUCUCUAUACAAAACUGGUACCGACAGCUGUCUCUCAUUGCGAUUUUUGGGCAAGGUAUUACUUUAAACUACAUCAACAUGAAAAGGCCGAAGAAAGGCGUGCUCUGUUAGUUGAACGAGCUCAGAAAACUCAUGAUGAUAUAGAGUGGGAUGAUGAAGAUGACUGGAUUCAACCAAAGUCUGGCGCAGUGGAGUCGUCUCUAGAACCUGUUGCAAUCCCAACUGAAAAAUCAGAAACGGAAGAUGAUCAGCUAAAGAAACGCUUGGAAAUUCCUCCUGAACUAAUAAAAAAUGAAUCAUCAGAAAUUAAGAACUCACUUGCCAAAGAGUCUCAAAGCAUAGAAUCGAUCAUCACCAGUAAAAGCGGUGACAUGAUAGCCCAUGAAUCAGAAACGAAAGAUUUUGAAACUGUUCCACAGCCAAGUGCAGACAAUGGUAAUGAUAAACUGAAUGACAGAGAUUCAACAGCAACCGAACAAAUUAGUGAGGAUUUAUCGAUAGAAAAGUUUGCUUCUUCCGCUAAAAAAACAGAUCCUAAAGAGAUUAACGUUGCUCAUGAUGAUAAAACGUUGGAUAGCAAAAGUAAAGAUACCACUAGUGAUGAAACAGCUAAACCAACUGAGACAGGAAAAGUGCCAUCCAGUGGUGAAAGUUCAGAUGAUUGGGAAAAGGAUUUUGAUUUGGACAUGACGGAAGAUGAAAUACAACAAGCACUUAAAGAAUCUGACACAAUUGAUGUUGGUGAUAUUGGUGAAGAUUGGGAAAACUGGGAAUGAUCCAUCUGCAAUCAGUAUAAAAAUUCUAAUUGAUCUUACUUCUCUUUAACAUCUUACAUUAUUUUAUCGCUGUAUCAUACAUAAUCCUUGUUGAUAUGUCUAUAUAUGAAUUCAUGGAAACUACUAAGUGUCGACUUCAUAUGAUGGUGUGAUUCUACUUAUGACAUUACUCAUAUGUGAAUAAGAAAUUAUUUUUCACUGUCAGUGUCACAUGUGCAGCUGCUAAGAUACCAACCCAUGUUGCUGAGUUGGCACAACAGAAGUCCUCUUCCUGCUAUGACGUAAAAAAAAACAUUUUCACUUGUAAAUAUGCCUUUGCCAGAAAAGAUGGGGAAAAAGUAUUAACUAGGUUUGCGGGGAAUAUGAAAGAGGGAGCUUUGGGAGAAGUUUAUGCAUAUUCCUUGAAUCAUUGGGGCAGUGAAUUUACAAUAUUUUCACUGAUUUACACACCAAUUUCAACCACUGAUAUUGGCAGAUCGCUACUUAGCUUUACACUCAUUUCACUCAUUAUUGAAUGACAGAUAUUAUAGACUUCUUUUGCUUGUUGCUUGAAAACGUUUUAUUCGUGUUGUGAAUUCUUGAGUUUAAUCUAUAAAUACAUUCUAUUCUAUUUCAAAA
This is a messenger RNA of Styela clava, 2152 nucleotides long. Its product is annotated as BSD domain-containing protein 1-like. Gene Ontology annotation, cellular component: cytoplasm. The record is from RefSeq and is a predicted model, not a curated record. Lineage: Eukaryota; Metazoa; Chordata; Ascidiacea; Stolidobranchia; Styelidae.